AUUCAGGAAGACUCCUACGCUUUCCCAAAAAUCGCAUCUUUCAUCUUCCUCUCGCGGAUACAGCAAUGGCGGACAAACCCAGCCGAGCUCUGGUUCUGUACGGAGAUGGGUCGGCCCGGUUCGUCGACCCGUCACAUACCCAUCUCCACUCUCUAGCUUCCAAAGCUUCCUGUGGAUUCUUGAGCCUCCCCAUUGCCUCUCCCUCAGAAAGCGAGGGUGAGAGAAUAGUUAGAGAGUUUGCAGUGCUGUUGGAUGCGUAUGAAGAAGAAAGAGGGAAGAAAUCCGUGAUUCCCAUAUCAGAAAGGUUCAUGGGGAUGAAAGCUGCUAUAUUUACAAACAAUUCAAGUUUGAAAUCUUUUGGUACCAAACUUGGUCUCAGUGUGUUCCAAAUUGACGGUUUUCUUAAAAACAGUCCAGCCGGUGCUGAACAGCCAGUUGAUUUCGGGGCAUCUGAAUUACUUCAGCUGCUUGGAUUUCAAGAAGGGAAGGCAGCAGAGUCGAGUCAGUAUGAUUUGGUUUUUGUUCAUGUUGGGGCUGGUGAGGUGGAAUAUCUCAAUGCUUUGGUUGGUGGUAUAUCACAAAUAGACCAGCCUGGAUCUGAGGUCAGUUCCCGCUUGCACUUGUCUGUUGUGUUGAGCUAUGGGAAGGUCUCAGAAAACGAAGAUACCAACUUGUCAGUCUCGAUUAGAAGAGAUGAUGAAAACUCUAAUCUUUCGAAGCUCGUUCCUCGUCAAAGUUACACCGUGAAAGGAGAGAAUCCUCGGGAGGAUGUUAGGGACCAUUGCCCGAUGUUAAUUGCUCAGCGGCAAUAUGCCGUGACCCGCAAGGACAUGGCCGAGACAUUCUCGUUUAAAGACUUCAAGGAGCGUGGUGGAAAUCUUGUAAUACCGGCAGAUAGGUUUCUGCACGAAGUGGCCUUUAAGCUCUGGAAGGCCCCCAAGUACGGAGCAUGAGAUGAAGAGCAGAGAAGGCAUACCAGACGGUGCAUGAGUUCCUUCACAUAAGCACGGAAGAUAAACCGGAGGGUCAGAGCUUGCCGUUGCUCGUCUCAAAUGCUGCCCCGGUGUUUUUCAAAGCAACUCUUAACUGCGCCUUGCCUUACCGGACUCUACGUGUAAUAAGACCAGUCUGUAUGUGACCUAAAACUGGAUGAUGUUUCGAUCGCCCCACAGCCAAAAGGGGCACGAUGAUGUAUGUGACGUAAAAUUAGAGAAUUUUAUUGCUUUGAA
This is a messenger RNA of Malus domestica (apple), 1229 nucleotides long. RefSeq lists its product as uncharacterized. NCBI's taxonomy places the organism in Eukaryota, Viridiplantae, Streptophyta, Magnoliopsida, Rosales, Rosaceae. The record is from RefSeq and is a predicted model, not a curated record.